Talaromyces proteolyticus is the source of this 1184-nucleotide messenger RNA. Its product is annotated as ribonuclease HI large subunit. Lineage: Eukaryota; Fungi; Ascomycota; Eurotiomycetes; Eurotiales; Trichocomaceae. Gene Ontology annotation, cellular component: ribonuclease H2 complex. The record is from RefSeq and is a predicted model, not a curated record. Gene Ontology annotation, biological process: DNA replication, removal of RNA primer; mismatch repair. Gene Ontology annotation, molecular function: RNA-DNA hybrid ribonuclease activity; RNA binding. The transcript has a single exon. Bases 143 to 1174 code for a protein of 343 amino acids.
UGAUGAUUUUGAUCAAAUUAAUUCAAUUGAUUUAUCAAAUAUUCAGUAUUGCUAAAUGGUAACUCUUAUGAAUUGAUCUUCUGUUAUUGUAAUAGCUCAGUCAUUCCUCUCUGCUAUUUUCAACACCUCAACCCACACCUCAAUGGAGGAAACUUCACAUGACAGUCGCGACCCCGAGUCCAGCUUCAUCCCCGCUACUAUCAACCACAGUCCCCUUCUCAAUGGAGAAUCAUAUAGCUGCUAUUCGCCAUGUCCCAAAUUAAUAACGCCAGCAAGUGUCACGGCAUCAUCAUUAAGCGAAGAGACAGAAUCGACACCAUGCGUUUUAGGCGUCGACGAAGCCGGUCGCGGACCGGUUUUGGGUCCCAUGGUCUAUAGCGCAUUCUACCUCCCCAAAGACUCGGAGAAAUCCCUUUUGACCGAGGAACAUAGCUUUGACGACAGCAAGGUGCUUACGCCCGAGGUUCGAAAAAACUUGAUGCAAGCAAUCUGCUCUCCCGACCACCCUCUCCAUGAUACCUGCGGUUGGGCAGUCAAGGUGCUUUCUGCCAAGGACAUAUCAGCGGGGAUGCUACGUCCUGGUCUUGGAGUCUAUAAUUUGAACGCGCAAGCUAUGGAUGCCACAAUUGAAAUCAUCAGAGGCGUCGUUGAGCAAAAACAUAUCAGUGUGAAGGAGGUCUAUAUAGAUACGAUUGGAAACCCAGCCACGUACCAGCAGAAACUCGAACGCAUAUUUCCCACUUUAAAGAUUACAGUUGCCAAGAAGGCAGACUCGUUAUAUCCCUGCGUGAGCGCUGCUAGUGUAGUCGCUAAGGUUACGAGAGAUAUCGCUCUCGAGGUGUGCUAUGAGGCUGUUCUUCAGGCGCGGGAUCCAGAAAGUGCGGGUUCCGUGGAGGGCUGGGGAAGUGGAUACCCCUCUGAUUCGAAGUGUGUUGGCUGGCUGCGAAGAGAUAUGGAUUCUUUAUUCGGCUGGGGGAAUGAGUGCCGGUUUAGCUGGGGUACAGCUAAGGAGAUGAUAGAAGGACGGGAUGCAGCCAAAGUGGAUUGGCCUAGUGAAGAAAAUGAGGAGGCUGGACUAUCUGAAUUUCUUCUUGGCCCGGGGCCUAAUACUUCUUCCAGGAAACAGAAUGAUCUUAGCAGCUGGUAUGGAUCUAAGAUUGGAGUCUCGUUUUAAUAUAAUAGUG